UUUAUUUUCUUAGAGCUACUUCCCUUCUUGAGGAACCCGCGAUAAAUGCGAUAAUCAUGAUGAGUUUUGCCUAUUUUAUCUCGACCAGAGCACAGAUAAUUUGAUUUUGUAAUGAAAAUCAAGUAGAACAAGAUGUAAAACAUCUUUCUAAGAUAACCGCUUUCUGUUUGUCAUGAUAUUAGUUUAAUUGUUUUUCUUGGAUGCGACGAUUACCUGCGUAACAAAAUGGACGGAUCAGGACAGAACUUUGCUUCCUAUGGGAGUGGACUUACUCCCCAGCACCAACAGAGUCCAAUGAUGUCACCUGCAGCUUUGAGCAGUUUUUCUCUUGGAGCCACUCCAAAUCCAGUAAUGCCACCAUCAAAUGCAAGUUUGUACCCCCCUCAGACCCCAGUGGCUCCUAUGACACCAGGAGUACCUGUCACCCCCGGAGGACCCCCAAUAACUCCAGGAGGUCCCAUGACACCAGCAACCCCAGCAUCAGAGGGCGGAGCUGGAAUGGUCCCCCUUAGACCUCAGUUACAAAAUAUUGUAUGCACUGUAAAUCUUGGAUGUAAAUUGGAUCUGAAGAAAAUUGCUCUUCAUGCAAGAAAUGCAGAAUACAAUCCAAAACGUUUUGCUGCUGUUAUUAUGAGGAUACGAGAACCUAGGACUACAGCACUGAUCUUUAGUUCAGGGAAAAUGGUCUGCACUGGAGCUAAAAGUGAAGAUCAGGCAAAACUGGCAGCAAGAAAGUAUGCAAGAAUUGUUCAGAAGCUAGGAUUUGCUGCAAAGUUUUUGGAUUUCAAGAUUCAGAACAUGGUUGGAAGCUGUGAUGUAAAAUUUCCUAUUAGAUUAGAGGGCUUGGUCUUGACCCAUGGUCAGUUCUCCAGCUAUGAGCCUGAAUUAUUCCCAGGACUGAUAUACAGAAUGGUGAAGCCCCGUAUCGUGUUACUUAUUUUUGUCUCAGGAAAAGUUGUACUUACAGGAGCCAAAGAUUGGGAGUAUACCAUGAGGAGAGAAAUGCAGGAAAUUAUACCUAAUCUCUACUUAGGUCCAUAUGCUGCAGCUAACAAGAACAAGUUAUGCUAUCUAGAAUCGAUGGGAAUAACUGACAUUGUGUGUGUAAGACAUGCUGCUGAGGCGAAUUUCAUCAAACCAAACUUUCCAGACAAGAUCAGAUACUUGGUCCUGAAUGUCGCAGAUGUUUAUACAGAAAAUAUUAUUCAGUAUUUUCAAAAGGUGAAGGCAUUUAUCGAUGAAAGUUUUGCAGGAAAUGGUAAAGUUCUUGUUCAUGGAAAUGCUGGGAUGUCUCGAAGUGCAUCAUUGGUGAUAGCCUACAUCAUGGAGAAGUAUGGCCUAUCUUAUAGGGACGCCUUUGCCCAUGUCCAACAGAAAAGGUUCUGUAUCAACCCGAAUGAAGGAUUUGUACAACAAUUAAAUGAAUACGAGCCAAUGUACAGAGCUAGACUCAGUUUCCAACACAGUUAUACCCCUUUAGAAAGUGGAAUGUUAAAGAGAAAAUACUGUGAGGAUAAUGAGCCUCCACAAGACAGCAUGAUGAUUCUUCCUACUUGACCAUUGUCAGACUGCAUUCUACAAGACACCAUGGCGAUUCUACCCAGUUGACCAUUGUCAGACUGCAUUCUUAAUUAUUGCCAGUAUUUCUCCAUAAAUGAACAAGAAGACAGAUUUACCUUGUGGACUGUCAGUAACUAGUUUGACAGAUGUAUGGAGUGAAUGCAUUUUUUCCUCUACCUUUCUCAGGCAUUUGAAACAUUGUAAACAAAAAUGGUGUUACAUGUAUAUAUGUUUUCUCGAUGGAUGUCUUAUGCAUUCAUUUUUUACUACACUGUACAUUAUAAUUGCUGCAGCAUAUUGUUACCAAAUCUUUAACCAUGUUAAAUAUAUGUAUUUAUAAUUUAA
Saccostrea cuccullata (small rock oyster) is the source of this 1905-nucleotide messenger RNA. Its product is annotated as TATA-box-binding protein-like. Lineage: Eukaryota; Metazoa; Mollusca; Bivalvia; Ostreida; Ostreidae. Gene Ontology annotation, biological process: protein dephosphorylation; DNA-templated transcription initiation. The coding region runs from base 226 to 1557 and encodes 443 amino acids. The record is from RefSeq and is a predicted model, not a curated record. Gene Ontology annotation, molecular function: DNA binding; RNA polymerase II general transcription initiation factor activity; protein tyrosine/serine/threonine phosphatase activity. The transcript has 15 exons.